AUGAAGGUGUUACUCGGUUCAUACGAUAAUUGGGAUGUUGUCGAAAAUGGGUAUGACGAGCCCGAGGAUGAAGCCGUUCUUCCUGAUGCAGAGAAAACGGUGUUAAAAGAUUCCAAGAAAAGAGACCAAAGGGCGUUAUAUACAAUUAUUCAAGGAGUUGAUGAAUCAACCUUUGAAAAAAAUUCAAAUGCAGAAACGGCGAAAGACGCGUGGGAGUAUCUGCAGAAAUCAUUCCAGGGUGUCGAGAAAGUCAAAAAGGUUCGGCUCCAAGUUCUACGUGGGGAGUUCGAAAAUUUAAAGAUGAAGAGUUCAGAAAAUAUUGGUGAAUUUGUUACGCGUUUGAAAACGGUGACAAAUGAGAUGAAAAGAAAUGGCGAAAGUCUCGAUGAUGUUCGGGUCAUGAAAAAGUUGCUCCAUUCAUUAAUAAAAAAAUUUGAUUAUGUUGUGACAUCCAUCGAGGAGUCAAAAAACUUGUCCACAAUUUCUAUUGAUGAGCUCGUAGGUUCUCUUCAAGCCCACGAGCAGCGAAUGAACCAGUAUGAUGAUGCAAAUCAUUUGAAAAAGGCGUUGCAAAGUAAGGUGUCCAUUGGUGACAGUUCUGGCAGUAGCAAUUCUGCACGUGGCAGAGGUGGCUUUAGAGGUGGCUACCGUGGUGGACGAGGACGAGGAAGAGCACCAAAGGUGGAAGAAAGAAGUCAUUUUGCAGCAGCAAAAGAAGACAAAGAUGUUGACACUGCUAUGUUCCUCACUUACAAAGGAGACCAGGAAAGCAAGAAGAAUGUUUGGUAUCUUGACUCAGGGGCCAGUAAUCACAUGACUGGUCACAAGGAACUAUUUACGGAGAUAGACAACACCAUCAGCGGAGAAGUUACUUUUGGUGACUCUCUUGACCAACUUGUGGAGAAAGGAUAUAAUAUACAGAUGCAGGACAAUUCUCUCAUUAUCGGAAAUCAAGCUCAGGAAUUGAUUGCAAAUGUGGAGAUGUCAAAGAAUCGUUUGUUUACGCUUAAUAUGCAAGCGAAGGUUCAGAAGUGUUUAAAGUCUGUCAUUAAAAACGGCUCGUGGUUGUAUACAGAAAUAGGGAAUCGGGCCUAA
This is a messenger RNA of Daucus carota subsp. sativus, 1095 nucleotides long. RefSeq lists its product as uncharacterized. NCBI's taxonomy places the organism in Eukaryota, Viridiplantae, Streptophyta, Magnoliopsida, Apiales, Apiaceae. The transcript has 3 exons. The coding region runs from base 1 to 1095 and encodes 364 amino acids. The record is from RefSeq and is a predicted model, not a curated record.